CUUUUCAUUUUGUUUGAAAUGAUUCUUAAUGGUGUCAUAGGGAAAUCUUGUACAAAAGUUAGUCCGUGUUCUUGCAAGAUGGACGACGGAUUUGUAGUGGAUCUUUCUUCUGUAUCUAGGAAUGAUCAAACACCAUAUUUUCAGGACGUCGCAAAACCUGGUUCCAAUAAUGAACUGUAUUCCUUCAAUCCAUGCAGUGGUUUUACUGAGGGAACAGGAUCCUGCAGUGAAGUUGCGUUAUGUCUUAUAACCAUCAGUGGACCAAUAGAACAAUACAAAUCUUUGGGCUCCCAAAAUUCAACCACAUUCUCCGUUAACGGUGACUUCAUAGAUAUGCAUUAUUCGGACGGAGAUGGCGGGACUUCAUCAGUUGUUCACAUUUCUUGUAAUGACGGUACAUUAGGAAGUUUUGAACCGAAGGGGAGCACCGGAGGUCCAUAUGAAAUAAACCUGUCAACAAAACUGGCCUGUAAUAAUAGCUCCUCCAAGUUAUCAGUUGGUACGAUCAUUCUCAUUGGAUUUGUCUCCGUUUUAUUGCUGUAUAUAUUGGUUGGGGUCCUAAUACAGAAGUUUGUUAGAAAGCAGAGCGGGAGACACGUGAUUCCUAAUUAUCAACUUUGGAGCAGUAUACCUGGCAAUAUAAAGACAGGUAUUAUUUAUACCGUGAAGUGUGGGAAAACAGGACAUCAUUUUGAUAAAAUCUAACUCGACUUCAAU
Molecule: messenger RNA, 717 nt
Organism: Saccostrea echinata
Lineage: Eukaryota; Metazoa; Mollusca; Bivalvia; Ostreida; Ostreidae
Product: cation-dependent mannose-6-phosphate receptor-like
Exons: 7
Coding region: 19-705 (228 amino acids)
Cellular component (GO): trans-Golgi network
Source: RefSeq, a predicted model, not a curated record